ACACGGACACAGAGCGGAAUCACGAUCAUCCUCAAGCCGCCACUUCUGGUCUCUUGUUCCCGGACACUGCCUGACAGGUGAACCCGCCCGUGUCCCCUUCACGGCCGCGUCUCCCCACGCCGAUGAGACAGCCUCAAAUCCACCAGUGAACGACUUAAAACCGCCAAAGUGAACCAAAUCUGACCGAGUGGACUUUUUUUUCUUCUUCCUCUCCUGCGGCACGUCUCUCCUCUCUCGGGCCGAGAUUCCCACGGAGCCGCUUCCUGCGAGACCCGGAGGAGCUCAUCUUCCCGCAGACUCCCGCAUCUCUCCGCGUCUGUAGCUGACUCAUUUCGCCGCGCUCGGGACCAUGGCGGAGUACAGCUCCCUGCUCAGCGACCUGUCUGAAAACAUCACCAACGAAGACUUGGAGCAGCUCAAGUCGGCCUGCAAGGAGGACAUCCCCGAGGACCAGAGCAACAACAUCACCUCCUCCAAGGAGUGGUUCAGCUACCUGGAGAAGAACGACAAGCUGGCCCAAGAUAAUCUGUCGUACAUCGAGCACAUCUUCGAGAUUUCGCGGCGACCGGACCUGCUGACGAGGGUGAUCGAGUACCGCACCACCGUGCUGAAGAUCUCUGAGGACGACGAGAUCGACACCAAGCUCACGCGCAUCCCCUCAGCCAAGAAAUACAAAGACAUCAUCCGCCAGCCCUCUGAAGAUGAGAUCAUCAAGUUGGCCCCUCCCCCUAAAAAAGUGUGAGGUCACGAUCCCCAGCCCUGAUCUUUGCACCUUGAUUUCUUCACUCCCGGCACUCCAAUCAACCGACCAACCGUCUCCGACCAGUCCCAUCACUCCCCCACCUCACCCCCUUUACACACACACAUACACACACACACAACCACCAAACA
Messenger RNA from Chelmon rostratus (copperband butterflyfish), 891 nucleotides. Its product is annotated as astrocytic phosphoprotein PEA-15. Lineage: Eukaryota; Metazoa; Chordata; Actinopteri; Chaetodontiformes; Chaetodontidae. Gene Ontology annotation, biological process: regulation of apoptotic process; MAPK cascade. The transcript is spliced from 4 exons. The record is from RefSeq and is a predicted model, not a curated record. The coding region runs from base 350 to 742 and encodes 130 amino acids. Gene Ontology annotation, molecular function: protein binding.